Capsella rubella is the source of this 1845-nucleotide messenger RNA. Its product is annotated as vacuolar cation/proton exchanger 1. NCBI's taxonomy places the organism in Eukaryota, Viridiplantae, Streptophyta, Magnoliopsida, Brassicales, Brassicaceae. The record is from RefSeq and is a predicted model, not a curated record. The coding region runs from base 125 to 1528 and encodes 467 amino acids. The transcript has 10 exons. Gene Ontology annotation, molecular function: calcium:proton antiporter activity. Gene Ontology annotation, cellular component: plant-type vacuole membrane. Gene Ontology annotation, biological process: intracellular calcium ion homeostasis; calcium ion transmembrane transport.
CCAGUCUUUUACACACACACAAAUAAAAGAAGAAUCAGCAAAAGUAAAACUCUUGAGAGUUCAUACAACAACAAAAAAUAUUUGUGACUCAUAUCUAUAGUUUUUGAGUCAGUGUGGUGGUGAAAUGGCUGGAAUCGUAACAGAACCGUGGGCAUCUGCGGAGAACGGAAACGCAAGCAUGACAGCAAAAGGAUCGAGCAGAGAACUAAGACAUGGAAGAACAGCUCACAACAUGUCAUCUUCUUCUCUAAGGAAGAAGUCAGACCUCCGAGUGAUUCAGAAGGUUCCAUACAAAGGUCUCAAAGAUUUUCUCACCAAUCUCCAAGAAGUCAUCCUCGGCACUAAGCUUGCCAUUCUUUUCCCGGCCAUACCUGCCGCCAUUAUCUGCACCUAUUGUGGCGUCAGUCAGCCGUGGAUAUUUGGACUGAGCAUGCUAGGACUGACACCUUUGGCUGAACGAGUCAGCUUUCUGACAGAGCAACUAGCUUUCUACACCGGUCCAACAUUGGGUGGUCUAUUGAACGCAACGUGUGGAAACGCGACUGAAUUGAUAAUCGCGAUUCUGGCACUGACCAAUAAUAAAGUCGCAGUGGUGAAAUAUUCGCUGUUAGGUUCGAUUUUGUCAAACCUUCUCUUAGUUCUCGGGACUUCACUUCUCUGCGGCGGAAUCGCUAAUAUCAGGAGGGAGCAGCGGUUCGACCGGAAACAAGCGGAUGUGAACUUCUUCUUACUCCUAAUGGGUUUGUUGUGUCACUUGCUCCCAUUGAUGUUCGUAUACGUGGCAACCGCAGAGACUCCAGCUGCUCUUGUUUCCGACAUGACACUGACUCUGUCGCGAGGCAGCAGUAUUUUUAUGUUGAUCGGUUACAUUGCAUAUCUCGUUUUCCAGCUUUGGACUCACCGCCAAUUGUUCGACGCACAAGAUCAGGAAGAUGAGUAUGAUGACGAUGUAGAAGAAGAAACCGCGGUGAUUAGUUUUUGGAGCGGUUUUGCUUGGUUGGUUGGGAUGACACUAGUCAUCGCAUUGCUAUCCGAGUAUGUUGUUGCCACCAUUGAGACCGCAUCGGAAUCAUGGAACCUAUCAGUAAGUUUCAUAAGCAUCAUAUUGCUUCCCAUUGUUGGAAAUGCGGCUGAACACGCUGGAGCCAUCAUUUUUGCCUUUAAGAACAAGCUCGACAUAUCAUUGGGAGUUGCAUUAGGCUCUGCGACUCAGAUUGGCUUAUUCGUCGUACCCUUGACCAUAAUCGUGGCGUGGAUUCUAGGAAUUAAUAUGGAUCUGAACUUCAAUCUCCUCGAAACCGGUUCUCUUGCUCUUUCCAUUAUCAUCACUGCCUUCACAUUACAGGAUGGGACUUCACACUACAUGAAGGGACUGGUCCUCUUGCUUUGCUAUUUCAUUAUUGCCUUCUGUUUCUUCGUUGACAAACUUCCUCAGAAACAACCAAAUGGUUUUCACAUGGGACUUCAACAGAUAAACAAUUUUGUCACUGGAAUCACUGGAACAGGAGGAGGAGCUUCCUCAUCUUAAAUGAAGACAAGUAUGAAGUACCAAUGUUUUUUUUGAGACAACAUUUCCAAACGUCGACAAUGGAGCAUCGAAAAGAAAAACAAAAAAUUAAACCCCAAAUAUUCUUGAUUCGUUUUAUGAAAGAUUUGUCAGAGAGAGAUUCCAGUGUUAUUUCAUAUUUUUUGGAUGUUGGGUGUCUUGAUGAAGAUGAGUCUUGAUAAUUUUCUCAACUCCUCUUGUGGGUUUUGGCCAAUUGAUGUUUUGAUGUUGUCUCUCUAUCUCUUUAUGUUAAUGUUUUUUCCCCUGAGCUGUUAAAUAAAAAUUGUUUGAUUUCCAAA